Molecule: messenger RNA, 1387 nt
Organism: Spirodela intermedia
Lineage: Eukaryota; Viridiplantae; Streptophyta; Magnoliopsida; Alismatales; Araceae
Source: the annotation of a GenBank genome assembly
AUGAAGAACUCCCACCUGCCGUUGAUGCUCCUGUGGUGGGCGUUCAUUCUGAUCCUCUCCAUGGAUCUCUCCGGCGCCCAGGCCUGCCAUUUCUUCUAUUUCGUUCAGCAGGUAAGCAGAUAUAUACGCGUCAUGCCGUUGAUUAGGACGUUGAUUCGUGGGUAUAAUUAGUUUGUCUGAUGAGUCCAAUGAGAUGUGUUGGUUAUAGUGGCCGGGGUCGGUCUGUGACACGAGGCAGAGCUGCUGCUACCCGACUCCCGGGAAGCCAUCGGCGAACUUCGGCGUCCACGGGCUAUGGCCUAACUACAACGAUGGCGUCUACCCCUCCAACUGCGAUCCCCACAGCCCUUUAGACCUCUCCAAGGUGCCCAUCUCCCUCUCUCUCUCUCUCUCUCUCUCUCUCCUCCUCUCUCUCUCUCUCUCUCUCUCUCUCUCUCUCUCUCUCUCUCUCUCGCUCGCUCGCUAUGUAUAUUUUUAUAUAUAUAUCUCUUCAUAUAUCUAUGUAUAUUUGUGAGCCCUUGUCCUGAAUCCAGUCCUACCCAUCUAGGGACCACCUUCUUGACCCUUCUUCUGUUGACUCCGUCCGGCAGAUCAGCGACCUGCUGGGGCGGAUGCAGUCGGAGUGGCCGAUGCUAGCAUGCCCAAGCAGCAGCGGCCGCCAGUUCUGGCAGCACGAGUGGGAGAAGCACGGCACCUGCUCCGAAUCCGUUCUCGACCAGCGCCGCUACUUCCUCACGGCCCUCGAUCUCAAGCGGGAGGUCAACCUCCUCGGAACCCUCCAAGCCGCCGGUGAGCACAUUCUCGAACGCUCAUGGUGGUGGCGACGUUUCUCCCUCCUCUUGCUCUUCUUCAGGUACCUUAUUCAUAGCUGUUAAACUGUUCACAGUUCUUCAGAUUCAGUCUCCACGACUCUUAAUAAACUACUGAAAUCACGUGCAUUUUCUGAUCGAUGAGACAACCUGAAAAAUAAUAUUUGAAUAGAAAGUUAGUACCCAUAAGAAUGUCAUUACUAUAUUCAUAUCCAAUUUCUCGAGUCAAAUUCAAGACUUUUUACUACCAUACCCUAACGUUGUAGUUAGGAUAAUUCCAUAUUUAUUAGCACGAAAAUAAUCCAUUAUAAUAGAUCUUCCAUACAAGACACUAACCCAAAGAGGUGGCAGGCAUUCAGCCGGACGGCGGGUUCUACAGAUUCAGCAGCAUCAGUAACGCCAUCAAGGCGGCAACCGGCCACACGUCGGGGAUCCAAUGCAACAUCGGCGAAGACAAGAACAGCCAGCUGUAUCAGGUCUACCUCUGCCUCGAUAGCUCUGCCAAUAGCUUCAUCGACUGUCCCAUUCUCCCCCGGAGCAGCUGCAACUCCGACAGGGUAGCUUUCCUGGCUUUCUGA